AAAGCAAGUAACCUACACCACCCUACCCAUAUAUCAGUUCUGUAUCCAACAGGCAUCUUGAAUGGUCCAUGAGCAAGAAUGUUGCCCACUCGGAUCUCACUAACCGUCAACGCCGCACCAACCAAUAUGAUCACAAAGUUGAACGACUGUUGGGUAGCGCGCGCAACCUUUUCCCGGCCCGACAGUUCUCCCCAUUCAUAUCGCCCAUCAUCGGAUAGCACGGUCACAUUUCUCCGUCUCGGGGUCGAGCUUGGCCCUGAGCCUCCCCCGAGAUCGCCGUGAGUCGCAUAGCACCGCGUCAACUCGACCGUGCGGGGAAAUCCAGGGCGCAAGAGCAGGGCAGACGAGGCCCGGGUCAAGGAAGGUCUGGGUAGGAGGUAUACACUCAUUGUGGGAUAUCGAACAUCACCCGGGUUCCCGUCGGAUCAAAGUGUAUCGCACGGCAGUCGUGAGCAUGGGAGAUUCGAGCACGAACUGCUGAAUGAUCUCAUAAAAUUCCAUGCGCUGAGCCGUGGUCGGCAUUCAAUGAGACUCGGUCCAUGUGGGGAGACGGGUGGGUCACGUGGAUGCCUUCCGCUCUGGUGAAAAUUUCCGGAAGGGUCCGAGUACAGCUGUAAUUGCAAUACGCAGUGCGAACAGAAGGUGUGAAGACGUCCAUAUGUAGCCUUGUAUCUGAUACCGUUGCUUGGCUUGAACGUAUUAAAUGUGGAUCCUAUUGAGAUGAAUACAACGGUAAGACAUCUUUUUUGCAAGGUUUCAGAAUUGGGUCUAUCAUCUUCCCCUUUAAGCACGGCGGCAAAUUUAAAAGUUACAGUAAUUUGUAACUUCCGCCCGGGAGUCCAAAAACGAUUCCGACCACGUUCGUUCUCCCGAUUGCAUUUUGGAUCCCUCUUCCUCCUCCCUGGACGUCCUGACAUCCUGUACCGUCUUUGUUUCUACUUCGUUCAGGACCCGUUUCGUCCGACUCGUCUCACAAUGAGUGCCACCAAGGCGGAGUCUCAAAAAAUAUUUGAGAAGCUCAAACUAAAGCCCGCAAACAAGAUCUGUUUUGAUUGCGGCUCCAAAAACCCUACAUGGUCAUCGGUGCCUUUCGGUAUCUACCUGUGUCUCGACUGCUCGGCCCACCACCGUAACCUGGGUGUCCACAUUUCCUUCGUUCGUUCCACAAACCUCGACCAAUGGCAAUGGGAGCAACUUCGACUUAUGAAGGUUGGUGGAAAUGAGUCUGCCACCAAGUAUUUCCAGUCGCAUGGAGGUUCCGCCGCCCUGGCUAGCAAGGACACUAAGGUCAAGUAUACUUGCAAUGCUGCCGUGAAGUACAAGGAAGAAUUGAAGAGGCGGGCUGCGCAGGACGCCGAGCAAUACCCCGAAGAGGUCGUGAUCACGGACGUUCCCGCUGGCACCCCGUCCAACGGCUCCAGUACGCCUGCCGGCGAUGCUGACGAUGACUUCUUUUCUUCCUGGGAUAAGCCUUCGAUCAAGCGCCCAAGCAACCCUCCCUCACGCACAGGAACCCCCCCAGUGGUUAGCCGCACUGCGUCUCCAUUCUUGAAUGCAGGUGCAAAUGGCUCGCGCUCCAAGUCUCCCCUUUCCGCCUCCGACAAGGAAAGCUCUCCUGCCCCCGCUGCUAUCAGGGCUAGCACUACUGUCCGGAAGACUACGACUGCUAGUUCCGCAAAGAAGGGCAGUGUGUUGGGCGCCAAGAAGGCACCCAAGUUGGGGGCUAAGAAGAUCGGCGCAGCGGAGGCCAUCGACUUCGAUGAAGCAGAAAGGAAGGCCAAGGAAGAAGCCGAGCGCAUUGAGAAGCUUGGAUAUGACCCUGAGGCUGAACAGGCCGAGGCUGAGGCCAAGGCUAAGAGUACGACUACGGGAGCUACGCCUAUUGCCGCCCCCACGCCAAUCAGCCCCAGCGCCGCCAGAAAGUCCCACGAGCGUAACUCUAGCGAUGUAGAGCGUCUGGGAAUGGGCAUCGGACGUCUAGGAUUUGGCCAGACUGCUGGUUCGAAACCUGCCGCUCCGAAGAAGCUGGGCUUUGGCUCGGUCGCUCCUGCUCGGUCAGCUGCUGAUGAGGAGGAACUUAGCCAGACCAAGUCCAGGUUUGGUGCCCAGAAGGGUAUCUCGUCUGAUGAGUUCUUCGGCCGUGAAAGAUUCGAUCCCUCAGCCCAGGCCGAGGCUAAGGAGCGUCUCCGCCAAUUCGAUGGCGCCACCUCUAUUUCCAGCAACUCUUACUUUGGCCGACCUGAAGAUGAUCUCCCCGCUGGCGAUGAUGGAUACGGAGACCUGGAAACUGCGGCCAAGGACUUUGUUCGUCGUUUUGGCAUGACAGCAGGAGACGAUCUCGAGAACCUUACACAACUCGUCGGAGACAGUGCCGUCAAACUGCAAGGCGCCAUACGUAACUACAUGAACAGCUAAACUGAUGCACCCAACCUAUCAAUACCGCGGUAACCUUCUAAAUUUCCACCUUCGGACACCAUUACUUUGCCAUGAUUAGCCAGUUCAUUGCCUAUCACUUUGGCGGCGUUCUUAUCCCUAUCCCUUUAGAAUGAUAUCCUCGCGAACACAACCUCGGCCCAAUUUCAAUCCUGCCGACUGCGAGUACUCUGGCCGGGAAAAGCGUUCGGCUUUCUACAGGCCGAGUUACGAAGCGGGGAGGUCGGCUUCUCUCUUGUUAAUUGCUUGUGAUUCUGAGUUGUCGAACGUCUUUUAAAUUGGCAUCUUCAUUGAAUAUCAUCUUUGAUUUGCUAUGGUUACUGUAUAUCCUCUUUUUUUUGUUUCUAGGUAGUGCUAGGCGUUUUUGUCAAUUAAAACCAGAUAUUUUAAAA
Messenger RNA from Aspergillus pseudonomiae, 2825 nucleotides. RefSeq names its product ADP-ribosylation factor GTPase-activating protein. The record is from RefSeq and is a predicted model, not a curated record. NCBI's taxonomy places the organism in Eukaryota, Fungi, Ascomycota, Eurotiomycetes, Eurotiales, Aspergillaceae. The transcript is spliced from 6 exons. Gene Ontology annotation, molecular function: GTPase activator activity. The coding region runs from base 721 to 2415 and encodes 564 amino acids. Gene Ontology annotation, biological process: COPI coating of Golgi vesicle.